Ooceraea biroi (clonal raider ant) is the source of this 11517-nucleotide messenger RNA. It is a transcript of the gene unc80, whose product is annotated as unc80, NALCN channel complex subunit. Gene Ontology annotation, molecular function: monoatomic cation channel activity. NCBI's taxonomy places the organism in Eukaryota, Metazoa, Arthropoda, Insecta, Hymenoptera, Formicidae. Gene Ontology annotation, biological process: monoatomic cation homeostasis. Gene Ontology annotation, cellular component: cation channel complex; axon. The record is from RefSeq and is a predicted model, not a curated record.
CGGGGGUGCGCGUAGAACUCGUCUCGUCAGUUACACGCUAUCCCGACGCCGGGGUGCAUACACCCGCGUCGCGUCGCGCAGGGCACCCGCAAAAGGGCAUGACGGAAGUGUGUUACUAGGCCGAGUGGCACACGUGAUACUCUUCUCGUGCGACGCUGCUCUUCGGCGACGUCAUGCCCGGUGUUCCCCGGCAUCUGCAUCCGAUAUGCGACGCGCAGAACUGCCCGAAUAACAUCGCGCAAUGACUCGUCUUCUCCUAGUGGACGAUGCAUUUUAUCCGUAACAGUUGGGAAAGUGCGCGAAUUUUGCGGGCGGGAGAACGUGAGAUUGCUUUACCCUAGUUUGCGAGCGUGAUACCUUCAAUGUUCCUGAUAGGAAAUUGAUCCACUGAUGCAGUGCUGUUGAAUCCGCCGAGGGGUGUGUACGCGACGUAGUAGUUGAGGGCGGAAGGAUCUGUUGUGCGAGCGAUUUCUGCAGCAGUCAUGGAUAAACGACGGUCCUUGGACGCAGGAGCGAUGCAGGAGUACCCUUUGCCUAUUCCGGUUCAGAUGUUCCUUUGGCGGCAUAUAAGGCCAUUUAUUCGAGCUAAGCUAGGAAAACUCCACGAAGCAUCUUGCACGUUCUGUCAACACGCGCCAGGCCAUCAUGAAAUGAAGGAAGCGUGCACGUGCCUUGAAAGGGUUCUAGUACAAAAUCUUCAUAAUGACCUGACACCUUCGUUGAGCGAGAUAUUGAGCAAUGUGCCACGCUGGCGCCUGAUUCAAGCCGCUCUCCCUUAUGUUCUUCAUGGUACAGCCAGUCUCCUGCAUAAUAGGAAAGAUUUUCAGAGUCUCGGCGCAAUGGAGACGACUCUACUUUACAUUCUUCACUGGAUACUUUUGGAUUCAGCUGAAGAAUGCGCCGAGAACGAGGCCGAACCACCAAAUCCCUUUUACUACUUGUUUCCGAUACCAACCAUGACUCUCUUCAUCUACCUGUUUGCACCGCUGUGCAACCAUUUAAAAGACAUCGAUUUCAAGACGAAUUUACGAUUGGAGAACGGCCUAAAAAUAUGGUCCGCCAUGUACGAAUUCCGACAUCCGGAUGCACUUUGCUUCACGACUCAUUGUCGCGCAAAACCACGUAUUUAUUGGAGCCAAUCUUUCAAAUCCGCCAAGCAUCACAUGUUGUCGGAUGUUGAUGUUUUCGUUGGAAAUGUCGAAAGUCCACCCAGUCAAUCGUUUUCGGAUCAGAGCGCCCCACCGUCUUCGAGAGUAAUUGACGAUGAUCAACAGAGCACCUGGAUAUCGUCACCGAAGGACACGGUUUUCCCAGAAACGAUUCCUGAAGAGAGCUCCGGCGCGGAAGACGAGCAUGUGGUAAUAUUCAGAUUACCAUCUCUGACUGAAUCGGAGAGGAUGCUUGAUGGGGUAAAGGAAGUUUCCACCAUAUUUGCAGGUGAAGCCAGCAUCUUUCACGUCGCAAUGGGCAGAACGACCAGCUCCUCGAGAUCUACGGUGACGAUAGAACAGGUCACGGCGAUUUCUGGACUGGACACGUGCAAAGAAUACCACGGGAAAGCUACAAAAUCUGGUAUAAGUACGGAUAAGGAGAAAGAGGAGAAACCCAAGCAUGAUAGAGAGGUAGCGCACACUUCGAAAACUCGAAGUUUUCCAAUCCAACGUCAAUCUGCGACUACAACAGAGCACCCUGCCGGUUCUACUGUCGUUGAUCGGGACGUUCGUGCAGCAACUUUCUUGGACGUAGCUACUUUGAGGUGUCUGUUUGUGCCUCAAUGGCAGGAAGAAGGUGUUUUCUGGGCUCUUCAAUUCUUAUACUAUCGGCUACGAAAAAUCAACGAGGAAAACUCAGUGCAACAAAUGCCGCGUCGUCGUAGCAACUCUCUGCCCAUACCGAAAAUCGAGGUUUCAUUUUACCAGAGCCCUGAGAGUAAAAAGAAAGAUGUAAAAGAAGUUAUAGAAGUGCCUGAUGUUCGCGACGCUUCCCUGCUAACGGGCCACGAAAGCGAAUCGAGACAUACAAGACGUGCUAGCGAGAAGACGAAAAAACGCAUGAAGAUGGCUGAUCUCAAGGCCUUUGUGGAGACGAAACUGCUCUCAAAGUCGGAAAAGGCGCUUGAGAAAAUCGGCCAAGAGGAACCCAAGAUGUUGUUCGAGCAGGAAUGUCAUAGAAGCCUCGAUACUGGAGACGAUCAUUUAACGAGACCAACCUCAACCAGUUCGAAAAUUUUUGAAGCCAAGGACGUCGACUACAUGAAACACCCCACGAAUCUGAUUAAAGGAAAGAGUAUGCCGAGUUUAAGCUGCUUGAUUAACGAGCUGACCGCGGGAGGGUACGUCGGUGAUACUCGCAUCGAGAGAAAACAGAGCCGGUUUUAUAGUCAGUCUUACACCGCACCGAAUCCAAUUAUCACUGUUACGGAACACACGCCAACUCCAUCUCCCGAUUUCAUGAAGCGACAGGGAUCCAUCGAUAGUCAAUUAGAUCUCAUCAGUGUCCAAGCUGGACAUUUGUGUUCUGAGAGAAAACCCAGUCUUGCAAGAUCUCAGACAGAUUCUAACAUUACUUACAUGAGCGAUGAAAUACCGGAAGCUCCGGGUUCCGCGUGCUACAUCACUAAAGAAGGUGAUGUUGAUCUCCAGAUCGUCUUAAAGGCUGUACAUUCUGUCGCUUUGCGAGAUAACACCUGUUGUACGGCGCGUGUCUGUGAGACUAUUUUAAACUUGGUGGAACUCUUGAUGGAUAUGGGGGUCAUGAAGUAUUGUCUUCGUGAAGAAGCUGCCGGCAGUAACGCAGGAUCUGGUAUUGGAAUUGACAAUAAAUCGGAAACAGGAAAGAAACAGGAUUCACCGACAGGAUUUAAUCAGCAAGAAUGUAGGCACGAUUUAAAUGAGAAAGGCAAAGCUCACAAUCUCCUCAUGAAUUGUGUGAUUCGAGUGUUAAAGCACUUGGGCUGUCCGCAUGGUUGCUUGGAUGGAGUGCGCGGACCUCAGGCCGAUAUUUGUCGUUCCCAAGGCCAGACCAUCUUGACUAAAUUGCAUCGUGCAAGUUCUCGGCAAUUUUCGCGAUUCUUGAGAACGAUGAUGCGCGAACAACCAUUAGCAGAAAUUCUGGACUUCUUCCAUGCGUAUGUUGGAUACUGCGUCGAUCCGAGUUCACUGCUAUCGCCGCUCAAUCAGAAACGCCUAUCAGGCAAGUCGCCUGACGUGGCGUUUCAAAGCGGAUACGCGACGAAUUUUGGCGCCGGCAUGAUCGCCUCUGGAGCCAGUGGAACCGGAGUAGGCACUUCAGGUAUGAGUGGAACCAGCGGGAAUAUCGGUGCGACGACGAGCGGCAUCGCGACGUCCUACAGCACCGGCGGUUACGGGUCGCGCGGUAUCGAAGGACAGAUUAUGGCUUGCAUCUUCAAAGUCCUGGUCACACGUCUCAUGGAUUUCUCGAAGCAGUUAAAAUCGCAGGAGAACGUCAAUCUAUAUUGCGACGUGAGACAAUUGAUGACAUAUGUCAAGGAGGCGCACGGUGGCAUUUUCCGACGCGUGGCUCUUAGCGGUAUCCUGGAUUCCGCGGAUAGACCGAAUAAACGUUGUAACAGCAAUGUGCAAACGACACGUGUUAUAAGACAUAUUCAUCAAUCAGAUUUAGAGGAGCACGCGGAUAUCGGUGGAGACACGUGUUACACCGUUGACGACAGGGGCACGCGAAAGUUUCUAUUUAAAAAGAGAAGCACAUCGUCCACAUGCGCUGCGGGAUCGAAUUUGCAGAGUUUACUGGAGACAGAAUUGUGCGAGGAGAAAUUAAGCCAAAGUCCGCUGGGCAAUCUGCGCAAGAAACACCACGUGUUAACGCCAAGGCAGAGCGAACGUAAUUUAGGCGUCGGCGAGCCAUCCAUGGGGCCUGGAAAGAUGGGGCAGAAAUCAACUCGGUUUCAAAUCGGCGGUAUCGUCAAUUGGUUCCGGAAAGAUUACAACCGCACCGAUUCUACCGAUAGCCAUGAAAGUAGCGAGUCACCCACAGACGGCAGCUUUGUUAGGCAACAGAGUCUCCAUUACGGUCAUCAUCGCAGUGCGUCGCGAACCAGUCGCGGAGUUGGUUUGACUCUACAGAAGGCGAAACGUCGGAUGGAGGAUCAGCUGAUUAAAAUCGGUUUCGGCAAGAGCAAGAAAAAAGAGAGCAUGGAGGAGACGCCUGGAAGCUAUUUUAGUCGGAGAAAUUCUACCGAGCUCGGCGAGUCUUGCAGAGAAUCUGAGUUUGUCGUCCUGAAGGAGAGGAGACUGGUACCUCGCACUGCGGUAUUCGACGGAAUGUUACGGUUCUCCUUCUUAUUAGAAACCUGUCAGCCAGGUUCCGUUCCUGAUCCUCAUCUAAUGGCAUCGCUGCUGGAUCUUCCGUACGCGCCGGUGGUAUCUCGUGCUUGUCUGAUACUGGAAUGUGCGCAUUUGGUGCAUCAGUGCAACAAAGGCCACUGGCCGGCGUGGAUGAAGCACAACUUUCCCAUGUUCCGACCAUCGAUGCCGAUAAACACCCGAAAUACUUCCACUGCACUCAGGCGAGUUCACGUAUUACAACGCACCGCGGGAAAAAUGUUUUAUCAAUGGGCAGAGGCUAUAGGAUCGCGUUUGGAAGAGUUCUUAGCUGAGGAUAAGCAAAAUAUGGAGCAAGUUACCAACGUAAUGUUCGAUGAGAGUAAACAGAAAGAUCUAGUUCUGGAAGACGAAGAGGAAGAUUUUCUCGACGAUGCAAGUAUAAACAGUUAUGGAUCUCAGUGUCCCUUCGCGCUGCGUCUCGUCGCUUGCAUUUUGCUGCUGGAAGUGACAGCGUUCUUGAGGGAGACAUACCAGACUUUGCCAAAGUCAAGUAAACUCUUGACGAAGGAACGUCCACCACCUUGGGAGAGGAUGUACAGUCGAGAAGCGAAUCGACGCUGGAGCGUGGCUCUGUCCUCCAUGGGCCAUUCACAAGCAUCCGCGCAGAGUCUUCAGUCUAUAGCCGGUGAUCGCGAAGUCGUCGCGGAGCGAAAAAUCAGUUUCGUCCUUUACGAGCCUGACAACGAAUCAGAAGGCAGCAGCAAGUCAACAGUUACUGUACAAGGAGAGGACAUCGAGAAGGAAAAGGCGAAGAGGGUGCAGGCACCAAGCAGACCGUUUCUCCUUCGUCGCAGUACUGCUAGCACUGCGACUGGUUCGUUCAAAAAGAGAAGCCUGAAACUUCGCCGUAAUACUAAAGAAGGCAAGGACACAGAGUGCGAGGCAUAUAUGGUAAAGCGCGCGGAUUCUAUUCAAUCCAAGAGGAAAGUGAGCUCGCUUUCCGACAGAAGCGAUACGUCGGAACCCGGUGGUGGCGGCGAACACAGUGGUGGUGAGGAAUCGCCGGGUAUCCUCAGCGACGAUCAGCCACCGGAGAGCCCGAGUGACAGCAACGAGGCUGACGAGACCAACAGGAAUUUUCCGUGGAUGAAAGUGCUCGUACAAUUCGCCAACUCCUUCAAUUUCUAUUGCUCUCAUCAGACAUUCUGCCAUCCGUUCUGCCAUCGACGGCAGUUGCGUGCUAGCAGCAGAUUGAUGAAGUCCGUGAGAAAGAUCUAUGGCGAGAAAUUUGGCAUUUUAAAUGGCACGGGUUUGUUGGAUGUAGACACUGAUAAGAAGGAAGACAACAAAAAGGAUAAACGUAGCCGUAAGGUGUCCGAACAACAAACCAGCACGCAGGUAUCGCCUGUCCGAAGAAAAGACAGCGUGGGACGCAAGUACAAGGACUCCUCAAAGGACCUGGCGGAGCAAGACUCGGAAAAAGGAAAGGAAUUCUCAAAGAAGUUCACAGAGAAGCAAGAUGAUGAGGAAGACAAAGAACCACCGCCUAUUUUAAAAUACAUAAAAAAUCAAGUAAAGAAUUCUUUUCACGCACCUCUGGCCACUUUGAUUAAAGGAGCGGUCGUCAUGACGGAAGAUCUGUUCGUUGAAGUGCUGCCUGUUGCGUGGGAGCUUUUACUGGAAUCUAAUCAAGAAGUCGCCGCUUCUGCGGCGGCGCUUUUCAUAGUAUCGGCCGUGCGAGCACCAAAUCAGGCCAGUGAUCUUAUGCACAAGGGACUUCAACAUAGCAACACCAAUGUGCGCAUUAACGCCAUUCUGCGGUUUCAAGUUCUGUGGAAAUUGCGGUACCAAGUGUGGCCGCGGAUGGAGGAGGCGGCUCAUUUAACAUUCAAAGUUCCACCGCCAGGAAUAGAAUUCACCCUACCGUCACCGAAGAUUGGAAUAGAAUCUCUACCUGUGGUCGAUCCACCCUGGAUGCCUCAGGUGAAGACAAAAGUGGAGGAAGUUACUAUCAACCAGGAACGUCACAGAUCUUUGGUAACUGCGACAAAAACGCGGAAAAAGCAGCAGACCGAACUGAUCACGAAAGCUCUCCAGGCGCAGGAUGACAAGAAGCGGGAGGAAAGAGAAAAUUUUCUGAUUACAACGAUACCAAUUACCGUCCAAGCUGCUUAUGAGCCUAGUCCAGUGGGAGAUGAUCAUGACGAGGGUAACGUAGGAGAUGAAGAUGCAGGUGAGACUGUUCCAAGAAAUACAGCGCAUCAUGGACAGUCGGCUCUCUCGUUGUUUCCCUCGUCACUAUGUUCAGCGAUUGUUCAAAUUAUUAAUCUUCUGGAUGAUCCAGCAGUCUCCGACGAUGGAAAUGCCGUUUACGAAGUGGCAUAUCAAGUGAUCUGGAACUGCCUCGUGGAAGAUAGCGCUUUGUUCCUUCGCUACAUAUUGGAGCGUCUCACGAGAGAAAAGCAAGAGUUGAUGUUUAAGAUUUUGAGGCACCUUAUCAGAUUUGUACCGAAGUUACCACAGCAGGCUGCGUUCGCAUUGUAUAAUUACAUUAUUGGAUACGUAAUGUUUUACGUGCGCUCUCCGCAUGAGGAAGGGCAGAAAUUAAUUGGAACUGCGCUGUCCAUCUUAUGGAUGGUGGUGCACAGCGUACACGGCAUUAUGUUUAAAGAUCUAAAGCAAAUCCUGCGGAAGGAACAAUGCGAUGCGUCUAUUCUGCUAACGGCAAACGUUCCAUCCGCGAAAAAGAUAAUCGUUCACGGCCCUCAAGAUCCUGAUGCCGGUGAGAUACCAUCGCAGUUUCCCGUUCAGGAGGACACGCAAUUCUGUCAGAUACUCAGGGAAUCUUUGGACUUUUUCGGUAUCGAGGAAUCGAUACAGCACGAGUACUUUCUUGUAGAUUACAAAACACAUCAGAUACACAAUCCAUCGUCGUACGUUAGAGAUUAUUAUUUUUUCAAGAGAUCACAAUUCCCGCAAAUCGAACUCAUUCACAUGAAGCCGGAAGAUGCGUUCAACGCGCUGCAAAGACAAGAAUUGGUGCACAAGUUUGUGGAGAUAGGGAAAGUACUGUUGACCUGGGCAAUUCUGAAAAACGUUGACAUGGUGGUUCAAAGAGUCGUAUUUCUGCACGAGGAGCUCAUGAAGCUACCAUCAUUCCCGCGAAAAGCGCUAGAAGCAGAUUUAGACUUGUACAAAGGUGGCGAGGUUGGAAGAGAGCUUCUUGGACUGGACGUAAUGCAUAAAUUCAUGUGGGUCAGGUUGAUCGCGCGCAUGUUUGAGGCCAUGGCCGGCAAUUUUGCGUAUUCCGGCGACAUCCAUCUCUUUUUGAACGUCUUGAAUGGCGCCAUAAUCCUUCAUAGCGAAGAUUCUUGCAUUUUGCGUUACGUCGUGGCGACCUAUAUAAAUGCAGCGCACAAUUUCAAGAAUAUCUUCUCGACGAACGGUUAUCUGUUGAUUAUGCCGACCUUAUUGCAGCUGUACUCGACGCAUCAGACAAACAAACUUGUGACAACCACCGUCGAAUACGCGGUUAAACAAUUUUAUCUAAUGAAUCGUAAACCCUUCAUUCUUCAGAUGUUUGGCAGCGUAUCUACCAUAUUGGACACGGAUGUGAAAAGCGUGCAUGGCGAGGCUCAUAAGGUUCCCUCGACGUGUCUGUUUAAUCUGCUAAUGAGUUUGGAAACUCCAUCGCCGGAUCCGCUUAAUAUAGGGGAAUUAGUGAAAGAAGAGAAACCUUUGAAAGCCAUAGACUUCUGUUAUCACGACGAAGAGGAAAUGGUCAACGUGCUCGAUUGUAUAUCCCUCUGCGUGAUGGUGAUUGCUUACGCACCCGACUCCAUCAGAGGCCAACAGAUGUUGAUAAUAUUGGAAGCGAUACUGCCAUGUUACAUUCAGCAGAUCCAAUUAUCCACGUACAAUAAAGAGGGCAAAACAGAAAAGGAGAUAAUAAAUCAAUUAGCCAUAGCCGUGAAAACAUUAGUUAAUAAUUCGGAAGCAUUGACAAAGAAUUAUAACGGCCCGCAGAAAUCUAGUCCCGAACAUAAAAGCUCCAGUCAGAAAAAUUAUGGUAAAGGUCCGUAUUCACCAGGUUUUGAUUUCGAGGAUGAAACUCACACAAAGUACAUAGAACACUCGAGAGUUCGACAUUUCUACGAGCGAGAUACCGAAGAUACUGAAAACUUCCAUAUGAACGAAUUUAGAAGACCGCGCGAUACCUUGUUAAAUAUGGUUGGAGAUUUCAUGGUUCGUUGUUCUGCUCGUUUGGUAGAACUCAACCGGAAGGCACAGGACGGGAAGACUAUUGAAUUGUUGGAUUCAAAAUGUCAUGUGCGACUUGCUGACAUCGCUCAUAGUCUCUUGAAGGUUUCACCAUACGAUCCAACCACUAUGGCCUGCCGUGGACUCAAAAGAUACAUGAACGACCUUCUUCCUUCGACUGAAUGGGCGGCCGAUGACGUGAGACCAUCGCUGACGCUCAUUCUCAGAAGGUUAGACAAGACUUUUUGCAAAAUACACAAGAAAACGUCGAUCAGGAGAAAUACUGAUUGGGCCGCAGCCAGCGAUCUCUUGAAAGGAGUUUACAAGACUCUGUUGAAAUGCCCGUACAUCGCGCAUUUUCAAUUGCUGAAGGCGCUGUUGAGUACCUGUCAGGCUUUGAUUGUUGGUGAUACACCGGAAGAUGUAACUUCGGCCUCCGCGGCUGCUCUGAUGAGCAAGAUACCGCCGCCUCACUUCUGCUCGACAGUACUACGUUUGGUCGCUUUGCACAUGAUAUCCUUCGGCGACGGAUAUGCCUUGGAAAAUGUUCUCGGUGGUCAGACCUCGUUGUUUGCUACCCAGACUCGCACAGAGAAUAUACUGUUGAAUUUGUUGAUACCGUUAUUUCUACGUGUUGGAACGGGAAGAAAAGAUGUACCGAAACUCAGACACUCAGACAUUAGUUUUGCUCUGACCGCUGUAUUAGACACGCUUUGGCCGCCGGGAGCAAAAGCGGCACCAUCGACGGUGCAGAAGGCACCAACGGAUAUAAGAGCCGGAAGCCUAACAUUCGCUGCUCCGAAGACUCUGACGAAGACGUCGUUAACAUUAUAUCAAGUAGCAUUUUUAGCGCUUAAAAUAAUGACAAUAUGCUUCGACACCGAGCUGAGGAUGGAAUGGCCGAAAAUCUUUCGAACGAUGCGUCUGCUGAACAAGCGCAAUGAGGCUUCCAUAUACCUGUGGAAUUUCUUGGAGUUCGUAGUGACGCACCGCACGGCCUUGUACAUUCAGAUGCUCCCGUUUAUCAUUUAUAAAAUUGGGCAAGCGCCGAUAUCCGAGCACGAGCGAAACAUGCACAGCAUCAUACGCGAGAAAAUCAACGGCAGCAGCACGACCGUGCCAAAAUCUCGAGGAGCGUUGCUGAUGGAUCUCAUUCACGAAUUGAAGAACUUGAAGGAGGAAAUUGAGAAUCGUAGAUUCGACGAAAUGCAACCAGAACCCAAAAGGAGCGUGGUGGACAUACACCCGAUAUCCGAGGGCCAACCGCGUACUCAGAGGCCGUCCUUGCUGAUGGAUCUCCUGACCGGCGACCUAGGAUCCAGAGCUCACAUUAAUCGCGCCUCCACCGACACUCCAGUGUCUCAUUCCACAGCAGCUCAGUCUCAUUCAACUCAUCAGCCCAAUUUAAGCACUGUUAAAACAACGCAGCCGAGUCAAGUAAUAGCACCGCCAAAUGCAUCUGUAUCGAGCGUCAGCGCGGGAUCUUCCACUGUGCGGGAAGCGGGCGAGACAUUCGCCGGAGAGAUCUGCGUUGAGCAACAGCCGCCGUCGGCGUCGACAGAUAGAUCCCAACCAUCUUCUACUAGCGAUGAACGUAACCAUAUUAAGCUUCAUCCUAUCUUACCUCAUCAAAGGGCGCCAAAGCUGCGCUUUGUAUCUUCCGUAGAGUUUAGACACUCAUCAGGGGAGACCGUGACGAGUCAGCUAAGUCCCAGCAGUCCAACCGAGGACAGUUCCGGAGAAUUACAUACAGACAGGCCUCGCUUACAACGUUCUAUGGGUCAAAGCAAGAGGACCUUCCGGUUAAGAAAAAGUCGAAAGACACAUAUUGAGAUGACUCAAACGAAGUUGGAUCAGCCAGACGCGACGCCUGAAGAAGAGGCGACCGUCCAACCGAAAUCAUCAGUGCAGACAUCCUUGAUGUCAGAGUUAGAUCCACCUUUAUCCAACAUCCCUUCCGACUCUUCGUCCAUUCGUUCUAGACGAAGUCUAUCUCUUCGCAAAUUCGACAGUGACAAAACUUUCAACUCGCCGGCCGAUCAGCAGCAGUUCCACGGGCAUCAGCAUCAUCACUGUCACCAUUUCCAUCACCAUCUGCACCCUCAGGUGUCGGACAUGUCUUGGGACGAGGAUACGUCCAGUACUUCGGGAUACCGUGAGUCAUACAGUAUGCAGCUCGUGUCUUUAAACGGUGCCAACGCUCGUUCGGCGCCGCCCUUGGCGUCGCCGGAUCUCAACGAUAUGCCGUCCACGAGCAGCACGACGACCAAUUACAUAGGCAGCUCCCCGGAUUGCUCGAUGAACGACAGCGGGGGCGAGAAAACUGUUCUCUUAACAUCGAGCCAGAGAACGACCUCUCAGCAUUCCUUAUUGAUGGUCUUUCCGAACGACGACGAAGACACAUUAAUAUAAAGCAUUUGAUAUUUCGUUGAUUCGAUUGAGACUGAUAAUUAAAUAGAAUCAAGAGCUUUUGAGGUAACAGGUAAUUCAAAAUGAUGUUUUGAUGUCGGAUUGACAUGGAGAAUUGUAACAUCGUUUAUUUAUUACCUCCUAACUCUUGCGAUUAAAGGGACGUAUAUGUUUUAUUGCAAAUCGGUGUCAAAAAUGUUUUUAUAUUGAUAUAAUUUAUUUGUUUAUCGCUUCAUCGCAAUUUGCGAGCCACAUAUGUCCCAAUAGUAAAACACACUAGUGAAACACGUAUGUUCCAUUAAUUUUAGAACAGAUAGACAAUAGCUACACAUUGAAUAAGUAAUUUUUUAAUGAAAACGUUGCAAGAGAGUUAAAAGAGAGAAAGUUAAAUCGCUCGAGAUGGCUUGUAAAAUCCAGUUCGUUGAAUACUUGUAUUUCUAUAAUGCUUUUGAAGAGAUUUAGAUUAGAUAUUACUGUAGGCCUAAUCGUUUACAUGCUGUGAAUGUAUACAUAACUAUAUUUGAAAUAAAGACGGUUCUACGAA